Molecule: messenger RNA, 1836 nt
Organism: Brienomyrus brachyistius
Lineage: Eukaryota; Metazoa; Chordata; Actinopteri; Osteoglossiformes; Mormyridae
Gene: ccnp
Product: cyclin P
Exons: 9
Coding region: 100-1284 (394 amino acids)
Biological process (GO): regulation of cyclin-dependent protein serine/threonine kinase activity; mitotic cell cycle phase transition
Cellular component (GO): nucleus; centrosome; cytoplasm
Molecular function (GO): cyclin-dependent protein serine/threonine kinase regulator activity
Source: RefSeq, a predicted model, not a curated record
UUCCCAAUUAAUUAAGUACGGGACGUAUUAGGUGUGGAAGAAGAGCGUUGGUAACUGAUCCCCUGCAAGGCCGGCUUGCCACCUCCAUUAAGAGUCGCUAUGGCCGAAACGGGCUUCUGCGAUUCCAGGCCAAUGGACCUACACAAGAAGACGGAGGAGAAGCGUGCUCCACUGCGGACCUGGGCUAACGCCUGUGUCCCCAAGGAGCGCCGGCUGCUGGCAGCCAGUGAGGAGCCCCGGGCGCUACUUUGCAAAGCCGAACCAGAGCGCAGAUGGGUCCGGAGGCUGCCGUUGACUGCGGAAGAUGGGAUCAUCAUGGACUAUGUUGAGCAGGAUGAUGCCACACACACAGAUGGUCGGGAGGAGGCAGCCUUGUUGCUGCGUCUGCAUGGCCUGCACAGACUUCAGGUACUGGUGCCAAGCCUGUUACACCGGGAGGUGGAGCUGGCCAUGGAGAACCUGGGUCUCAUCUAUGAUCGCACUUAUGCCUGGGAUGUCUUCUCAGACAUGAUGAGAAGCCAGUUGCGCUAUACCUUCCCAAGUGCUGUACUUCCCAAACCCUUUACGGAAACUACUCAUGCCAUCCUGGUGGACUGGCUCAUUCAGGUUCACGAUAUCUUCCACUUCUCUGAGGAGACUCUCUAUCUAGCCAUCUACUUACUGAAUCGUGCAAUGCGCCAGAUCAAGGUGUCCAUCUACCACCUGCAGCUGUUGGGAAUAGUUUGUCUCUUUCUGGCUGCCAAGAAGGAGGAGUGCUUGCUGCCUGAGAUCUCUGAGCUCUGUUACCUGAUGGACAACAGCUAUGGCAAACGGCAGCUUCUCCGCAUGGAACGCAAAGUGCUGUGUGAGCUCGAAUUUGAGCUUUCUCACUGCCCUCCCCUGCACUUCCUGUUGCUCUCUGCUACCAUUGCCCGCUGCAGCAGCAAGGUAGUGUGGAUGGCCCGAUACCUACUAGAGCUUUCCUUGCUAGAAGGCCAGUGUGUUGUUUUCCAGCCAGUAGAACUGGCCAGUGCUGCCCUCUGCCUUGCUCGUCAGGUACUACAGGAGCCCCUCACUCCUGAGGGUGAGACGGCCUGGUGUGUUGCUGCCAGCCUCCUCACAUGCAGUGAGCCCACUGUCCAGAGGAUCAUGCAGGUCCUGGCAGUGGCAGCAGCACAGGCGCAAGGCCGGGAGACCCGCGCCUCCUUUAUGAAGUUCUCCACUGUUGAGACCCUGCAUGUGAGCACGCACCCCGCCCUGCUGGGUGCACCACGUCUUCUGGGCCUUCCCUGCCCUCAGACCUGAGCCCGGACACUGGAAGGACCACUGUAAAGCAGGCAACGGGAACUGGGUGGCACAUGGAUGCAGGAUUAAGGCUGGAUAACCCUACAGUUCAAUAAGACCAGGGGAAUGUGUCCUGCCCCUCAGUUCAGUGGUAAUCCUAAGUAACCAAUGAAGGCUGAGAAUUUGGCAUCUUUCCUCAGGCAUCCCUGCUGCUAAAUGGCAUUUCUGGGUAUUUUUGUGAGUAAAUGUGUCAGUUUGGAUGUUCUGCUCUAGGCGCUUUACCUUGGGCAGGAAUGUCCCUUUGGAUUAGAUCUUUUUAUUCCUUAUCUGCAGUGUUUUUUUUUUGGGGGGGGGGAGGGGGUGUGUUGUCCUACUAAAUGUUUGUACUUUACAUGUUUAAAAAAAAAAAAAAGUGAAACUUAAUGUUAGUCGGCUAGCAGGAUCCAGUAAGCUGUAUUAAAGCACAAUGACACUUGGUUUUUAAGUGUUUCCAUGUAAAAUCUUAAAUUUUUUGUAAAGUUUUAAAACCAAAAAAAACUGCUGCAAAACAUUAAAAUUGAACUUUGCAAUAUC